Messenger RNA from Cyanistes caeruleus (blue tit), 4459 nucleotides. RefSeq names its product cilia and flagella associated protein 251 (gene CFAP251). NCBI's taxonomy places the organism in Eukaryota, Metazoa, Chordata, Aves, Passeriformes, Paridae. Gene Ontology annotation, cellular component: sperm flagellum. The record is from RefSeq and is a predicted model, not a curated record. Gene Ontology annotation, molecular function: protein binding.
CUCUUUCUGGGCAGAAGGAAAAACAAAUUAAGUUUAGAAAAUGUUAUUAUUUGAGCUUAACAGCAAGGCUGAGGUUAACAGCUGGGAGUGUUUGGAGCUGAUCAUCUGCAGGGGUGAAGUGAGAGCCUGGAGUGAGCCCUGGAGUGCAUUCCCUGUGCAAGUGCUGUCCUGGCUGGGGACCCUGGGGACUGGCAGAGGUUGGGGGAUGAUUUUUCUCAUUUGACUUUGCUUGUCCUGCUCAGGGAAGCCACUGGAACAGAGCUGCCUACAACUCCUUGUGGACAUUGGGUAAAGAUGCCCACAUCUAUCCCUUAUCCUAUUUUCCGGGCAGGGAGAGGAUUCGGUCCCGAAUGGCUCCGGCGAUGCCAAGAGGAGCUUUGUCACAGCCACGAGCGGGAUUUGGGCUUGGGCAGGUUGAAGGGCUGAAUGCUCCCUGCUCCGGGUCCCUGCUUUGGGCGGGGUGGGGCAGCGCUGCCUCUUCUGGCAGCCGGUGGGGACGAGGAAGUUCCCCGGCCUCUCCCGGUGUUUCCCGGUGCAGGCGGUGAGGAUGAGGAGGGUUCCCCCCGUCUCUCCCGGCGUUUCCCGGUGCAGGCGGUGAGGAUGAGGAGGGCUCCCCCCGUCUCUCCCGGCGUUUCCCGGUGCAGCCGGUGGCGCUGCCGGUGCAGCCGUUGCCUGGGAACGGCGGUCGCAGAGGCAGAGAGACGCGGGGAUCGCUGUGUCGGUUGUUGUGCAGCCAAACCUGGGAGAGUGUGUGUGGGGAAGUGUUUCAGAGGAUCUCCACACCCCAGCUUCCUCAGAGGAGGGUGAAGGUGUGGAUGGAUGGUCCAUGCGAAUUUACACUGGAGUAACCCCCUGAGGGAAGAGCAGCACCAAGCAGUGAGCCCGGGGAGAUGUCCCAGGACAGACAGACAGCUCAGGAGAUGCAUGUGCAGCCUGAGGAGGAUCCCCUUGCUGCUUCCGGGGAGAAGAAAGGAGCACCAGAGGAUACUGAAGAGUCACCGUUGUGUCCCCAGUCAUCUCCUUUAGGUCUGGGGAUCUCAGACACCCUGCCCAGCACCUGGGCUGGGAGCCAGAGCACCCUGGGGAAAGGCAGUGCUGGGACAUCAUGUCUGGAGGGUGCUGGACCCCCUGAACCACCCCAAGCAGUGUCUGAGUCCAAGGGAAUGAUCUCCAGCCCUCUCUCAGGCUACAGGGAGAAGCACACACAGCACAAAGGCUCUGCCAGCUUGGUGUGGGGAGCCAUGCCGGGGAUGCUGUUUGGGAAGAAAAGGGACAGGAGCCUUCACCCCCUUGACCUGUCCUGGGUGUUUGGCUACAACAGCAGCCUGGCUGUGCACAGCCUGAUGGACGGGGAGGACCGGGUGCUCCUGUACGUCUCCUCCCACACAGUGGUCAUCCACGAUAUCCUGCGGAACAAGCAGUUCCACCUGCAGGGCCACACAAAUGUCAUCUCCUGCCUGUGUGUGAGUGAAGACAAGCGCUGGGUUGCGACUGCUGACCGAGGGCCAGAUGCUCUGAUCAUUGUGUGGGACUCCUACUCUGGGGUACCUGUGCGCACCAUCUUCGAAAGCCAUUCUGAGGAUGGCGUCUGUGCCAUUGCCAUUUCCCAGGACGCCAAGUAUUUGGUGACCAUCAGUGCUGCUGCUGUGCAGAAAGUUUGUGUUUGGAAAUGGACUUUGCCCACAGAGAAAGCCAUAUGCAGCAUGGAGCUGAAGCCUGAGUUUGGGAAUCAGGAUUAUGUAAUUUUUAACCCUCAGAAUCCCCAUGAGUUUGUCAGUAACAGCAAAACCCAGAUGAUAUUUUACCUGUGGGAUGAUUCUGGUUUGCAGUAUGGGGCACCAUUCCUGAGCAACCAGACCUUCAAGUGCCUGGUGGGACAGUUCAGCCAGUCAGUUUUCCAUUUUAACAACACCCAAGUUCUGACGGGCACCUCGGCUGGGAAGCUGGUGGUGUGGGACAUGGACAAUCCCCGCACUCUCCCUGAGGAACUGCCGGCCAAACCCCACGGAAUAACAGCCACCAAAGUGGUGUCAAUGCAGAAGGAGAGUCUUACCGUGCUCAAAGUGCUGGAGAGCUGUAUAGUCACAGGUGAUGUGAAAGGGCAGGUUAAGUUCUAUGAUGGGCAGCUGUGGCUCCUCACCAUCUACAGCCAUGAAAAAGUGGGUCCCAUCCAGUCCAUCUCCUUCUCCACAAUCCUUCGUGAUCCCCCCAGUGCCCUUGCAGGCAGCAGCCAGCCCUUUCUCACCAGGAACUUUAUCCUUUCAACCUCUGAUGCAACCAUGUUCCAUGUUGCAACAGACAGCACAAACUUUGAAACAAUCAUGAAAGAGGCAAAGAAAGCUGUGAAUGCCAUUGCCUGCCACCCACAGGAGCCACUCGUGGCUGUGGGGAGUCACUGUGGGCUGCUGAAGGUGUGGGAAUACAAGCAGACCCAGUACCUCGUUAGCAGGAUAUUCACUGAGGCUGGCAUCCAGUGCUUAUCCUAUGAUCCUGAAGGUCAUUUUCUGGCUGCUGGUUUUACUGAUGGAAGCAUUCACAUCCUUGAUGCAAUUUCCCUUCAGUCCAUCUGCGAGGAAUUCCAGUUUUCACAAGGUCCCGUGACUCACAUCAGCUUCUCUCACGAUUCCAAGUACCUCGCAACUGCUGAUGAGAAUUAUUCAGUGACUGUUUACAAGAGAGUCCUGCAGAAUGGGAGCAGAUGCUGGGAACACCUGGCAGGGCUGUGUUCCCACUACAAACCCAUCCGGAGCAUCCUCUUUGGAGUCCACUCAGACAGCAACGAGCCCAGGCUCCUGAGCCUCGGGGAGGACCAGCAGCUGGUUGAAUAUGACCUGAACAGCAGCAUCAAGGACCACUUGGUGGUCACACACAGGGACAGGCUGGAGCAGGCUGCAGUGCCCCUGUGCUUGACCUGGUACCCACAGCUCAGCACUGAGUCCUUCUUCCUCACUGCCAACAACUGCUACAAAAUGAAGCUCUACAACACAACGACCAAAAUGUGCAGAAAGACCCUUCUGGGACCAACCUAUGGCUCCCCCUUGGAGAAGAUACAAAUCCUCCCUAGGACAAGCUCUGCAGACCCCCAGCAACACUACCUGGUGUACAUUACAAAGGACAAGGUGGGCUUGCAGAUGCUGCCUGUCGAUGGCAACCCCCACAAGUCCUCAGCCUACAUUUGCCACCCAGAUGGUGCCUCUGACUUUGCCAUCUCCCAUGAUGGGCGUUACAUCUUUACAGCUGGGGGGAAGGAGCGCACUUUUAUGAAAUGGAAAGUCAACCUACAUGCCUUGGAUGCUGCUUCUUUCCUGGGUGGGGAGGACUUGAUCCCAUUCUACAACCUCCUGGAUGGCGGCAGAGAAGGCAAAUUCUUCAGGGAACUGGAGGACUAUUUUUACUACGUACAGCUGUGCAACCAAGGUAUCGAAACACUGGAGAAAAGACAGGUGUCAACACAUAUUCCCUUGGAGGAAAUUCCUUCUGUAAUGAGAGCAAUAGGAUUUUAUCCAUCAGAGGAAGAGAUUGAAGAAAUGAUAAAUGAAGUAAAAUUCAGCAAGUAUGCGGAUACCGGAGAAGAAGUUACAAAAAUCAAUUUAGGGGAUUUUAUCAAACUUUAUAUAAAUCAUCGACCUGCAUUUGGCUUACCAAUGAAAACCAUACAACGAGCAUUUCAGGUUCUUGGUUAUGAUAACAAGAAGGGAGACAAAGUUAUUGACAGAGGAGACUUCCUGUUCCUGCUUCAGAGCAGAGGGGAGCAGAUGACAGAGGACGAGCUGGCUGAGUGUCUGACCAUCCUGCUGGGCAGGAGAUCCAGGGAAGGAGGAUCUGAACUGGACACCUGCGAUGCCACAGGUGCAGAAGCUUUGACUGAAGAAGAGAUUCCAGCAGAAAUCACAGCAGAGAUAUUUGUUGCAGACAUUCUUGGCUUACAUAUUGCUAAAUCAGAAAGAAAAGAACAGAAGGAAAAAGAAGAAUCUUUGAUCUACAAAGGAUCAGAAUCAUAGCUACCACUAGCUUUUCUGUUUGUUCCUACUUUCCAGGAUCCUCUCCUCAAAUAUCUGCAAAAUUUAUGGCUUGUGUUUAUUGCAAAGUAAAGGUCACAUAGUUGCAUUUCAGUCAAACUCUAGAACAAGUCCCCAGUUUGGCACAUGCCACAAACCUGUAAUUUCACACCUAUAUAGGGAAACACUGGAAUGGCUGGAAAGAAUGAAGCAGGUGGAUACUCUAUCCUUGGCUGGAACCUUCCCAGAAGUAAUUUCAGGUGGGUUUAUGCCAGAUGCAGUCUAUUUUCAUUACGUUAAGACAGUAUUCAUUUGUGAAACCUGACAGCAAAAGACCAGUGUAAGAGUAUUGUAUUGAUUAAAUACGUUGAUAAAUGCUUUGACAGGUUAGAAUGGAUUUGUAAUUAUAAAUCCAAUGGACCUCGGUAAAGAAAUAAAUGCUGUGGUACACAUCAAAACCA